Molecule: messenger RNA, 1410 nt
Organism: Rhinocladiella mackenziei CBS 650.93
Lineage: Eukaryota; Fungi; Ascomycota; Eurotiomycetes; Chaetothyriales; Herpotrichiellaceae
Exons: 2
Coding region: 1-1410 (469 amino acids)
Molecular function (GO): oxidoreductase activity, acting on paired donors, with incorporation or reduction of molecular oxygen; iron ion binding; heme binding
Source: RefSeq, a predicted model, not a curated record
AUGGCCGUUAUGACGCCCGCUCAUUACUUACCCACUUCGAUGACGGUGAUCUUGCUCGGGGUAGUUGUCUCAUCGAUAUUCCUCCGAUGGCUUCUCGAGUUCUGGAAUAUGAGACAUAUCCCGGGCCCUUUUCAAGCCAAGAUCACAAACUUCUGGAUGGCAAGUAAGCUUUGGAACUGCGAGGACUUCAGAGAUAUUGCAUUAGACUUGCAUGCAAAGUACGGACCUGUCGUCAGAUAUGGACCAAACCGAGUCCUCUUGGGUGAUCUGUCCGCUGUUUCCGCCGUCUUCAAUACGAAGCACCCCCUGGUCAAGUCCGAGUCCUACGAGGUCGCCUUCCAAGCCGUCAAUGGGAAACUGAUCAGCUCACUCGCCACCACACGCGACGAGGCGCGAGUGUCUGCCCUGAAGAAACAAAUCAUCUCGGCAUUCACGACGACAGCCAUCCUCGACUACGAGCAUCACAUCGACCACAACAUUAAAUCUCUGAUGAAAUAUCUUGAAGAAGACGGGCCCGAUGUCAAUAUCGCCAAAUGGUGCAUCUUUUUCACUUUCGACACAAUCUGCCGCAUCGCUUUCAGCGACGAUCAAGGCUUCAUGGAUAAGCAAAGCGACCUCGGCAAUACUUUGCAAGGCGCCCGCGAACGCUUCUCGCACUGGCACACCUGGCAAUCACUGCCCAAGCUGGAGAAACUGCUCUUCAAAAACCGCUUCGCUUCUCGAGUGACCGGGACCUCUCUCCUGGCGAAGCUUGCGGGCGAGCGAGUCCAAAAGAGAAUCGAAGACGGUGGAAUAGGAGCCCACUCCGACCUCCUCGACCGAUACCUUCAAGCCAGUAUCCGUGAUCCAGUCACCUUUGACAAAUCCACCAUCCUCGGCCUCGUGAUUUCCAUCAUCCAUGCUGGAGCUGAAACCACUGCCUCAACACUCAGCAUCGUGCUGCACUACCUCUUGACGAAUCCCCAAGCCAUGAAGAAGUUGCGCGAAGAAAUCUACGCCGCGAACCUCUCGUCCCCGCCGCCGUGGCUGUCCGUCAACAAGCUCCAGUACCUCGAAGCCGCGGUCAAAGAAUCGAUGCGCAUGAACCCGCUCCUCCAAGACCCCAUUGAGCGCGACGUGCCGGAGUCCGGAAUGGAAAUUUCAGGCGUCUUCAUCCCCGGUGGAACCAUAGUAGCGAUCAAUGUACAUGCCUUGAGCCGAGACCCCACGAUCUGGGGUGACGAUUUCGCUGUGUACCGCCCAGAACGCUGGCUCGAGGCCGGCGAGGCUCAAAUCUCCAAGAUGGAGCGGGCGAAUUUGUCCUUCAGCGCCGGACGGAGGAUGUGCAUUGGGCAACACAUUGCCUGGAUCGAGAUGAAGAAGUUCUUGUCCGAGUUAUUGAAUAGAUUCGACGUGGGUCCUGCCGAUUGA